Gadus macrocephalus (Pacific cod) is the source of this 3477-nucleotide messenger RNA. RefSeq lists its product as uncharacterized. The coding region runs from base 123 to 1982 and encodes 619 amino acids. Lineage: Eukaryota; Metazoa; Chordata; Actinopteri; Gadiformes; Gadidae. The record is from RefSeq and is a predicted model, not a curated record. The transcript has 7 exons.
UCAGUUCUGGCUGCCGGUGGAAAUGAGGAAGACCAUUCCCCAGCAGGACCAGCGCUGGAUUGCGUCCACGCUGUGGAGGAACCAGCGGCUGCGCCCGGACGUCCAGCUCUGAUUAAUUCCAGAUGACCAAAAAGCUGUCUGGAGCCGCCAAGGGGACGGCGCUCUGGGUAUCCUCCAUCAGCAACGAGAAGGGGCAGGUCCUGAUCAGCGUCCUGACAGCCCAGGAGGGACCUGGACUGGACCGGAUGGUGUCAGGCCUCAUCAGGCGCUACAGCGAGGCGGGCAUGGCUCCCCCUAUACUCCUCUAUGUGGACUGUGGCUGCUGCAAGGAGACGGGAGGGGAGAGCGAGCUGAAGGCCAGGUUCAGCGGCUGGCCAGACCUCGUCAUCCGGCUGGACGUCUGGCACUUCCUUCGGCGGCUUGCGGCCGGAUGCACGACCGACGCCCACGCCCUGUGCCCCAUCUUCAUGGCCACGCUCUCCGUCUGCCUGUUUGAGUGGGACCCUGAAGAUGUGGCCCUUCUGCGCCACGCCAAGAGGGAGGAGCUCCGGAGGGAGGGUGUGCCCGGCAUCUCCGAGGCUCUGGUGGACAGCCGAUUGACCAAGGCCCAGUUGGCGCUGUACUGCAGGCGGAGGACCCGUGGAGAGGAGGCCACCAUCCGCCAGGUGGGGGCCCUGCUGCAGGAGCUGAUAGGGGACAAAGGCAGGGACCUGAUGGGUGUUCCCCUCCUGGACCGGGUGAGGAUGGAGCACAUCUGGCGGGUUCAGAAGAGGCACGUCAAGUGCAUCCAGGACCUGCCAGGUGUGCCUCUGUACACAAAGACCGGCACCACCACCACCAAGGACGGCGUCGUCCUCACCAAAUCCAGGUGUGCGCGAGGUUCAACGUCCCUGGAGUCCUCCCACUGCCACCUGAACCGCUUUAUUCCAGGGACCCGGGCCAAUGACCUGAACCUCCAGCUCUACCUGCUGGACGGGCUGAACCGGUGGAACCAGGACCGGGCUGCGGCUGCUGUGGCUGAGGAGAUGUCCGCUCUCCUCAGCUACUCGGGGGAGCUGGUACACUGUGUGAACACAUUUGGCACCAAUGUGUUUGGACUAGAGCUCGAGUACACUGGAGAGUUGAUAGGCAUUGACUACCUGUACAUGCAGACGGUGAAGUGCAUGCAGGACAUGGAUCCUGAGGGGGAGGAGACGGAACAGCUGCUGGAGGACCUGGGCGACGAGUCUGGAGGUCUUCUCUGCCCUCAUUUCAUUACCACCUGCUCAGCCCUCCACCAGUGGUUCCUGGUCCGCUGCUCCACCUCCUCCUUCUCCUCCACCACCUGCUCAGCCCUCCACCAGUGGUUCCUGGUCCGCUGCUCCACCUCCUCCUUCUCCUCCACCACCACCACCACCUGCUCAGCCCUCCACCAGUGGUUCCUGGUCCGCUGCUCCACCUCCUCCUUCUCCUCCACCACUGCUCAGCCCUCCACCAGUGGUUCCUGGUCCGCUGCUCCGCCUCCUCCUUCUCCACCACCACUUCCACCUGCGUCAGCUGCUGUCACCGCUCCGGGUGCCACCCCACAGGUUCCUGUUGAGCAGUUGGCAGUGGAUGAAAACAACAUCCCGGGCCGGGACAGGGUGGACCGCCUAGCCGAGUAUCUGGUGGGGCUGAGGAGCCAGACCAGCCUGGCCCUCAGCAACCGGGACGUCGGCAUCAUCGUCGGCCUGUGGGAGGACCUGCUGCCCUACGACCAGCAGAAGGCGGUGUAUCGUGCACGGCACCAGGACAGGCUGCUGACGGGGCGCUUCAGGUCGCCUAAGAAGAAGGGAGAGUUCACGUCGGGUGUGGACAGUUUGCGGAGAUGCACCAUAACAGCGAGUGCAUCUCCUGCACAGUGGCCUUCAUGCUGCCGCCUGGUUGAUGCCAUCUGUGUCAGGCUCUGCACCCUCCACCCUUCCCCUACCAAGAAGGGGAAGGGGUACCUCUCAAGGUCCUGAGAGACUACCGCAGGAUCAGGCAGCUCAUCCUGGCCAACGGGGCCGUGAUGUCCACCACCAGCCUGCAGCUGGUUGAGGUGAACCAGACCACCCUCAUCCAGUGGCACAACAGGAGGGUGGCCAGGCAGGGUGUCUCCGUGUUGUGCCGGGGUGUGGACCUGCCUGCCCCCGUGCCUGUUGCCACCGUGGUCUUACCUCCGGGUAUGGACCGCCCCGCUGUGGCUCCUCAAACCCCGGGCCUGGUGAAAUAUUCCUACCACCUCCCGGAGAGCCCAGCGGGGCGGGCCAAAAUGAACCGGAGGGCCACAGCCACUGCCACCGCAGCCGUAGCACCAUCACCAGCACCAGCAACGGCACCAGCAACGGCACCAGCAACGGCACCAGCAACGGCUGUGAGGCCCAGGAUGAAGACAGCCCAGAGGCGGCUGUUUCCCUGUCCUCCCACCCCUGCCCCUGUCAUCAGCAGCACCCCUGCUCCAUUUGUUUUUGCCCUCCCCCGGGCCCCUACUCCCUCCGGCACUCCUGCCCUCACCCAAUCCCUCCCUAGCACAUCAUUCCUCCCGGUCAACCCCCUGUUGCGCUACCCUCACGCCCAGCCCCCCAUUAUGUUUGCUGUCCCCUCAGCAGUGCCUCCCCAAGCCCCACAACGGAAGAGGCCGUACAACAGGACUGGGGAGGCAAAUAAAUGCAGGAGGUGUGGGGAGCCCCGGAGUGCAGCGACUGGCCACAGCUAGUACAAGGGGACAAUCUACUGCCCCUCCUCCGAGUCCCUGACCAAGGAGCAGUGGUUGGCGGAGAGGAGGAAAUAAGAUCACCAGUGUAUACUAUCUAUGUUAUAUGUUAAAAUAAACAUGUUUAUAUAUUAACAAAUGUUUUAAGAAUUAUUUGCUGGUCCUCUUAUUCGAAUCAUUAGCCAGAUCCACUCCACAAGAGGAAGCACCAUACUACUAUUGCAAUAUAAUAUGCACACAAAAUGAUUUAUAGUUGAAAUACUUGUAGGUUGAAGAUGGAGGCUAAAUUGAGCCCACAGGUCACAAUACAAAUAAUAACUAAACAAGUAGCUUGCUAAAGAGUGCACAGGUGUGCUGUGAAUAGCUGUAUGGCUACAACAAUAGUGGAAUAGAAAGUAACAUAGUAAUUAGAAUAUUCCCAUUAAAAUAAGUGCAUAUGUGUGUCAAUGGAGGGCAAGGGUAAUUAUAUUUGCGCAAGAGAUCUUGAGUACAUCCAUGAAUGAACCAAAAAAAAGGAUUGUCACCGGUGGGACUUGAACCGCCGACCUUCUGUUCCAAGGCUGAAGAAUUGCAAACAAAACUCGACAUUCUCAGGUUUUUAUUUGUUUUUUAUGUAAUGAAAUGUUUUUUUGUAAUUUAUGUCCUAAAUUUCUCUCAUUCCCUUCCCUUUCCCCUUUUUCUCCCUUUUUCCUCUCUUUUUCCUUCCUUUUCUUCUCCCCCCUUUCCUUCCUUCUUCCCCCCCCUUAAAAGACUAUUGUUCCCCA